This is a messenger RNA of Microplitis demolitor, 822 nucleotides long. RefSeq lists its product as uncharacterized. The record is from RefSeq and is a predicted model, not a curated record. The transcript is spliced from 4 exons. Gene Ontology annotation, molecular function: calcium ion binding; calcium-dependent phospholipid binding. The coding region runs from base 1 to 822 and encodes 273 amino acids. Lineage: Eukaryota; Metazoa; Arthropoda; Insecta; Hymenoptera; Braconidae.
AUGUUCUUGCCAAUAAUAAUCAGUGGCAAUGUGCUCAUAUCAGCUUGUUUGCCUAACAGUGUUUCAAAUCCUCCGCCAGUUCAGUUGCAUCGAAUGGAUCCCGAUCAUCCUGUAUCUGACGUAAUUCGUCUUCACAAUGCUAUUACUGACAAUGAUGCAAGUGUAAUAGUAGAUCUUUUUAUUAAUAAACACCUGGGAAAUCGACAACAUUUGCUGAAAGACUAUUUGCAUGCGUAUGCAAUCAACCUGACGGAUCAUUGCCGUUUAAAGUUAUCCGGAGAUUUUGGAUAUCUCAUUGAAUCUUUGGCAAAACCACCACAACUAUUUGUUGUCAAUGAACUUCAUGACUUUUUUCUUAAUUUAUUUCGUCGCAAUUAUAAUACUCUUUUCGAAAUUUUCGGAUAUCAUGACAUUGAGAGUAUUAAAAGAGCUUACCGAUUAACUUAUGGAGUUGAGAUGAUAGAACAUUUUAAAAAUUUACCUUUUUUUGUACGAGAACGUUUUGAAGACAUAAUUGACCCAACUAGCUACGGGGCUCAUCAAUCAGUCGAAGGCGAAUUAAGGGUUAGCCAGCCUGAAUAUUAUAGUGAUAAGUUGGUAGAAGCGGCGAGAGAAGCAAAUUUACGUCGUUUUACCCGCUUAAUUGUAUUGAGCUUGAACGAUGACAUACUUGAUGAAGUCAAAACGUCUUAUAAAGCUAUUUAUCAUGAGCCACUCGAAGAUCUAGUAGAACAAUGUCCUGACAAAGAUUACAGCAAAGCAGUUUUAGCUGUUCUUAAAUUCCCUGGGGUUUACGGAAACAAUAUGCUGCGCUCAAAUUAA